CCAAGUGAAUGUUACUAAGAGCCGGCAUGGAAAAAAGCCCAAAAAUGGAGUUUAGGGUUUUAGGAGUAGUUGUUUUAGGUUUAAACUAGUGGGUGGCGUUGAAGCGAGAGAGCGAGCUUCUGGUGAGAUGGCGAAAUUCAACGAGAUAGCUAAGCAGAAGAGAGAGGCGAAAGCGAACAGAAAGCGAGCUAUUCACGGCGAUCCCCUCACCAAUAAAUUGAAGACCAGAGCUCCGGUUGUCUCCGUCUCCGGAAAACGUCAGAGAAAACUCCUUCGAAAAUGGCGCCGAGAGCAGAAAGAUAUGGUGGAGAAGGGUCUUGUUACCAUGGAUGAUGUGGAGAUGGCUUCUGCUGACGCUGCAUCGGAAGACUCUAAGAAACCCCCCAGAAAAUUUAGCGUGAAGAAGACCUUGAAACUCAAUAAACUAAAGAAAGGCAAGAUGAAGAAAAGCCAGAAAGCCGUUGGCAAAGGAUCUGCUGAUCAGAUGCUAGAAUGAGUGUUGUAUCAUAAACCUUGAAACCCUUUUCAUCUAACAAUCGAAGACAUGGUAAUAUACAAAGCUUUAUCUAUGUCUGGUUAUAUUCCUUCAACGUGUGUUUUGGAUGAACUUAAUGAAGAUUGGGAGGGUUUUGAUAGGAUUUUGUUUUUACCAGUUUUCCGAAUCUUCUUAUAGAAAUCUUAUGUGUUUUGUCGUUCAAAGAGAUCUCUCAAUUUUGUAAUCUGACGAUGCUGGUGAUUUGGUUCUGUCAAAAAAAAAAAAAAUGUGGUAUAUCACAUUUGCGAUAUCGCUAUCCCAGUCUCCGAAUACGGUUGUCGUUUCAUCAAAUUUUCAAUUCUCUCUCG
Thlaspi arvense is the source of this 843-nucleotide messenger RNA. The record is from the annotation of a GenBank genome assembly. NCBI's taxonomy places the organism in Eukaryota, Viridiplantae, Streptophyta, Magnoliopsida, Brassicales, Brassicaceae.